AUGUCUGAUUCAACGACAGUGCUUAUCUCUGGUGCAGGACCUUCUGGACUCGUGACGGCGCUCGCCCUUCUCCAGAACGGUAUCUCUGUUCGAGUAAUCGACAGAAUCUCCAAAUUUCAGAUCGGCCAACGAGGUGCAGCCCUGUCUCCUCGAACUUUAGAGCAUUACAAGCUCCUCGGCUGCUUGGAAGACAUCCAGAAAGCCGGGCCCAUCCUCCACACUCUGAUUCUGUACGAUGAGGACGGUGUUACGCGUAAGAGGGAAAUGCCCAUGUUCCCAAUCGAAGACAACACCCCUGCUACUCCAUAUGGAAACGUUCUCAUUCUCGGACAAGAUCGUCAUGAAGCCAUUCUCCGGAGGCAUCUCGCCAAGUUCGGUGUCUCUGUCGAACUUGGAACGGAACUCGUGGAUUUUGAGCAUGACGACGAUUCCGUCACUGCCACUCUGUGCAAGACCACUGCCGAUGGAGAGAAAGUGAAAGAGACUUCGACAUUCAAAUGGUUGGUUGGUGCUGAUGGCGCCUCGAGCUUCGUACGGAAGAAGCUGGGCUUGAGUUUCCUUGGAACGUGUCGCGAGGCCGAAAAUUUUGUCAUUGGAGAUAUUUACAUCAAGAACUUGGAGAACAAGUUGGACCGAAAGAUCUGGCACGUAUGGGGUGAUGCAUCUAGAAAGAUGGCGAGUCUGCGACCCUACGAGAUACCCGGUGACGAUCGGUGCUAUUACCUUGGUGGUGGUGUAGAGGCUGAUCGCGAUGAGAUGACUUCGAGCCGUGAAGCAUUCAUCAAGUCCUUCUAUGAAGUCAGCGGACGUACGGAUAUCGAAUUUGGCGACCUCAUCUAUCUCCGUCCUUAUAGACCGAACAUCCGUAUGGUCGACAAAUUUGGCUCUGGCCGCGUGUUUGUUGCUGGAGACGCGUCUCACGUACACAGUCCCACCGGCGCACAGGGAAUGAACACAGGCGUCCAGGACUGCAUGAAUUUAGGCUGGAAAUUAGCCAUGGUCGAGAAGGGUCUCGCACCGAAGUCGCUCAUGGAAUCGUACACCCACGAGCGUCUGCCCGUCGUCGCCUCCAUGCUCGACCAGACCACAGCACUCCUCAACAAGACGUUCGGGCGCACUCCCGACAACUUUGACGGCUGGAAGCGAGGGUACGAGUUGCGCCAAUUCGGUGUCAACUACCGUGGAAGUCCUAUCAUUGUCGACGAGACCUCUAGUGACGCGAGCGAGGUAGUCGACCCUUACCGGUCUGGAAACGACGGCACUGUACGUGGCGGUGACCGUGCUCCAGAUGCGCCGGGCUUGAUUUCAGUCGGUCAGCCGUCAGACAAAUAUUUGUCGACCUUGUUCGACAUUUUCGGACCGACGCAUCACACCCUACUCUUGUUCUCCGAUGACAAGGAGAAGCAGACGGCUAUCCUGGAAUCGGUUAAGAAGUAUCCCGCUAAUAUCCUGAAACGCGUGGUUGUUUUGUCGGAGAACACAGAGGUCAAGUCUAGUGAUCUGCCCGCCGAACUUGUCUUCAAAGACAAGGAUGGGUAUGCAUACCAGAACUAUGUGAUCAAGAGCAGGAGUCUUGACACGGUCGUCGUUCGUCCGGACGGCGUCAUUGGUGCUCUUGUCGGAGGCGUAGACGGUUUGAAGACCUACUUCGACGGCGUAUUCACCCCUGACGUUGAGACAGUGGCGGCGUCGUUGAAAUCCUUGACGGUCUAG
Molecule: messenger RNA, 1713 nt
Organism: Desarmillaria tabescens
Lineage: Eukaryota; Fungi; Basidiomycota; Agaricomycetes; Agaricales; Physalacriaceae
Product: FAD binding domain-containing protein
Exons: 10
Coding region: 1-1713 (570 amino acids)
Molecular function (GO): FAD binding; oxidoreductase activity
Source: RefSeq, a predicted model, not a curated record